Messenger RNA from Varroa destructor (honeybee mite), 2769 nucleotides. RefSeq lists its product as uncharacterized. The record is from RefSeq and is a predicted model, not a curated record. NCBI's taxonomy places the organism in Eukaryota, Metazoa, Arthropoda, Arachnida, Mesostigmata, Varroidae.
CGAGGGCGCCUUUUUGUUUGAAGAGUAACACCGCCUCUACUGAAUAAAAUGGGUCAAUGGAUUGUCUCCAUUGCUUCCAUUCUACAUUGAAUAAAGGGUAGAAUGGUGACGCUCAAAGCAGUAGCAGCAGCAGCUUCGGGUUGCAAAACAAGCUCGAACUAACACGUUCAUUGUGGCGCACGUGUUAUAGCCAGCACGACGUUCAAUGAUGGUGACAUUCUAUUAGGACGUACGAUACGCUCAAAACAGGCCCAGGCCCCUCCCGGGACAUGUCAAUCGCUUUUCAGUCCAUUGUGAUUGAUUGAUGGAUGGAUCUCACUAACAAGAGAUGACUCGCGGUGCUUGAUGCCAUUGUGCGGCUACAUAUAAUAGACGGUGUGCAAAGUAGGGCAGGGUGACAUCGCAUAUUUUUGUGCGAUUUAUACCUACGCCGAAGUGAUUUUUAUCUUGCAAAGUUUUCGUAAGCUUCCGUAAUCGGCAAAAUGUUCCAUUUAGCGGAUGACGAUAUCGAGUAUAUUGUUCGCCAGCUCGGGUCACCUGUAGGACUAAGUGACCGUCAGAGAGUCGUGCUCGCAAAAUCGAAGAACCGAGACUACUAUGCACUGAAUCCUGCUGACAUUUCUACACUUGUGUUUUGUGUACGGAGAAUGCAUCACCCACUGGGCCGUGUCGCAGUUGUCCAUGCGCUAAGAGACAUCGCAAACUUAAAUAAGGACGCGUUCCUUACCAAUCAAAAACCUGGACACUAUGGCGAACUCAUCGAGAUCGUGACAAAUCAUGGCGAAUGUGCCAUUGACACGGUAAAUUUAAUACGCGAACUCGCGUACCAUCCCGGAUGUCUACUACUAAUGAUUGAAGCGGAUAUUCACAAGUUUUUAGCAAAAUUGCUUCGACAUCCUAUUCCUCAUGAAGUGACUAAUGUAGUUCUUUGGGCUCUCGGGAAGAUCUUCAAAAAGUCGUCUGGCUUUCAAGAUCUCUAUAGGAAUAUGGUAGAAUCAACAGAUCUAUUCGCAAGGUUUGUAGAGAUCUCUGGUGAGCUAGCAGCUCAACACGAGUCAUCAGAUUUAGAGCCAACAACAACUUUAAAUAACUGGGCCCUUUUAUUUACAAUGGUUAUCGACAAUGACCAAUCCAUCGAGAUCCUCCGUAGCAGUGUGGACUUCUGGUACGCUUUACAGCUCAUCUUUCCAAUUGUAUUCAAUCUACAAUCGAGAACAAUCUUGGAAAGAUUACGAACUUGGAUAGAAACACAAGAUGCACGCAUCGGUGCUUGGUUUAUGCAGGCCGAGAUAAUCCAACAUAUCCUUGUGAGAUAUCCACUUCGACCCACGAAUCUACCGAGCCCAGAAGAAGUGACCGUUCUGCAGAUCAUCAGCGGUGUUUUAAGAUGUUUACAGCCGCCCAAGCAUAUCGAACAAAACCUUUCCGCUCGGAUUAACUUUAUCCAUAUGCUUGCCGACAACGGUAUUUAUCAAAUCUUGAAUAUGGAUCAUCCAGCAGAGCUAAUGUGGCUGUACCAGAACAUCUCUACUCAGCUUCAACGGCUUACGUCGCCAUAGCUGUUCCAUUAAGGGCCUAUAAGAGUCGUUAGUCGUCAAACCGCGAAUUGCACAAUCGCUUGGUAGACACGGUACCAACUGUAUUUAUCAUGGACACUGUGAUAUCAAAGGCUACUUGAGAACGCUACAAGCAAUUGUAGUUCGACAUUAUAAAUUUAUUUGACGAUUAAUAGAGCAACCGAACCAUCAGUGAGCGGCGUAGGACCUUUGUCGUCCUUUGUGCCCUUACAACUAUGGAUAAAUGAGGCGUCAUUGUAUAUCGUUGAUAUUAUGAAGUUCUGAAAAUGCACUCGUUCGGUAAAUGUUCCUUGCUCUACAGCAAAUAGGGAAGUUCUAUUUCGGAACUCGAAAAUUGGUUACUUUAUCAGUAUUAACUUGUUCUGCCCCCCAUAGUGAUCGAAUUGAGUUCUUUGUUCAUGACGUAUCCCAUAUUUUAUUGUGGCUUCUACAAGGCCACUGACUAUAUAUUUAUUGUAAGCCUUCGUUUAAUUACGUGAUUUUACCAAAAUUACGGAUUUUCCCGUCUUUGAAAACGAUAGAAUUGGAAUGGUUAUUGAUCAUAUUCAAAAGGCAAUAUGUUGUAUUAUGUUGAGGUGUGAUUCCUCGAUGCGAGCCCUUCUUAAUUAAGACUGUCUAUCAGAAUUCAUUAUCGGCGUCGCCGACAUAUUCGCAUCGUGGAAGUACGCAGGGUGGAUCGUUGUUAACGAAUGCCGACGGACGAUUUUAACUUGAUCGGGAUUUAUGCAAUGCUUAGGCAAUUGAAUUGUAGAACCAACUAGCUUUAUUAAAUUAACAAAUAAAUGUCAUCUGUAAAGCUGUGAGUUAACACUAAAACAACACUAGGACUUUUACGUUUUAGGUUACGUUUUCAGCCCGUCGUGCGUCUCUACUGAAGCUAUGCUUGAUAGCAGUCCUCAGAAAUCAAAGCGUUGAUUUCGUAUAGUUGUACAACACGCAGCGUCUGGGGGACGUUGGGUUCGCCCGGGCUGGAAUGGGCCCUUUAACGCCGUACGUUACGAGCAGGCGUUCAUGUACAUUAUGUUUCCUAGCUUUACUGGAACUUGUAAAUGGUUUACUUAUCGCACCUGCUGCCUUCGUUUUUUCGUGUAGCAUUCUCCAUGCCUUCAUUUUACCCAGGCACUAUCGGUAGCAACUACGCGAAUAAUAGACAGCUUUCAAACUGUACGGCAAAACGGAGUUUUUAAGUAUA